This is a messenger RNA of Pipistrellus kuhlii (Kuhl's pipistrelle), 3138 nucleotides long. It is a transcript of the gene NOX1, whose product is annotated as NADPH oxidase 1. Gene Ontology annotation, cellular component: NADPH oxidase complex; plasma membrane. The record is from RefSeq and is a predicted model, not a curated record. The transcript has 13 exons. The coding region runs from base 1272 to 2966 and encodes 564 amino acids. Gene Ontology annotation, molecular function: superoxide-generating NAD(P)H oxidase activity. Gene Ontology annotation, biological process: defense response; superoxide anion generation. NCBI's taxonomy places the organism in Eukaryota, Metazoa, Chordata, Mammalia, Chiroptera, Vespertilionidae.
AAAUCCCAGGACCCAGAAAUUCCACUCUGGGGUAUAUAACUUAGAGAAACUGUAGCACAUGUACAUCAUUCCAUCAUCAUAUAAAAUAGUAGAAUAAAUAAAUAAUGGAAUAUUAUAUAGCAGUGCAAAUGAACUAAAACUAGAUGCAUCAAUGUGUUAAUCUCAAAACACACAAUGUUGAGUAAAAAAGCAAACCACUGGAGCAUAUAUACAUACAAAAGGCUAAGUUCUAUUUAUGAAAAAAUUCCAAAACAGGAAAAGUUAAAUAAUAUAUUGGUUAAUGAUGCAUUUAGUUAGUAAAACUAUAAAAAAACACACAAAUCAAUGAUUAUCACUAAUUUGAGGGUAGUGGUUACAUCUGCUGAGGGAGGGGAGAUGCUAGCAGGGAGAUGUCAUCAAGGAGGGUCCCUCAGAGGGUUUUAAGAUACUGAAAUUAAUGUUCUAUUUUUUAACUUAGGUGAUGAGUACACAGAUAUUCAAUCCUUAAAAUUAUUCUUGAUAUUACAUUAAUAUUUUAUAUAUCCCUUUGUGUAUAUUUUAUAGUAGAAACAAAUCAGUGCCUAGAACUGAACACACAACUCUAGCUAAUUGAUCAUACUAGGAGACAAUCACCUCCUUCAUUUUGAGUACUUUGACUUUGUUUUGUGAACCCAGGUUAACAUUUAUACUGCUAAACUUUCUAUUAUUUGAUUUGGCCAUUUUUUUCACUUGUCCUCCCAGCCAUCCAAGCUCUCACCAGACCAGAUCAUCUUCUUCGAUAAUGAUCAUCUUUCAGAUACUGACAUUUCUGAGCCAGCCAGGCUUGAGGUCCAAAUCACAGCUGGCAGAUGUGUCAACUUUUCUGAAAGCCCAUCUUAAAGCAGAUUCCUUAACAAGCUCACAACCUGUUUAUCCUGAGGUUAUCUGUUUAUAGUUUAGCCAAAGAAGGCAAUGCCUCACAUGAGGUUAUGUUGAUAAGAUGAUGAUAGCAUAUUCUCACUCAAGAAGAAUACUAUUUCCUGAAAGGAUAAAACCCCAACAGGGAAAACCCCUGGUGUUCUCAUAGGUAGGGCUGGACUGCCACCCAAGCUGAUAACAUAGUUCCGUCCAGAGAAGGAAGGCCGAAUGCACUUAUUUAUUCCUGGAAGCUCUGUGGGUAGGUGUGCAUCUUUCAUAUCUUAAAGACUCACAGAACUUGAGCUGGAAAGAGGUCCCAAUCCUGAAGAACCUUUUCAAAAUCCAGGGUGCUGAAUUUUUCCUGCUGCCUAGAGGUUCCAAACCACCUCUUGAGAAUGGCAAACUGUUUGCUUAACCAUUGGCUCUCAGUUUUGGUUCUGGUUAUGUGGUUGGGGCUGAAUGUUUUCUUGUUUGUGAAUGCCUUCCUGUCAUAUGAGAAGGGGGACAAGUACUACUACACAAGAGAAAUCCUGGGGUCGGCAUUGGCCUGGGCCAGAGCAUCUGCUCGCUGCCUGAAUUUUAACAGCAUGCUGAUCCUGUUUCCCAUGUGUCGGAAUCUGCUCUCCUUCCUGAGGGGCACCUGCUCAUUUUGCAGGCGUACUCUGAGAAAGCAACUGGAUCACAACCUCACCUUCCAUAAGCUGGUGGCAUAUAUGAUCUGCCUACACACAGCUAUUCACAUUGUUGCACACCUGUUUAACUUUGAACGAUACGACAGAAGCCGACAGUCCACAGAUGGAUCCCUUGCUUCUGUUCUCUCCAGCCUAUCUCAUCAAGAAAAAGAGGGGGAUUCUUGGCUAAAUCCCAUGCAGACCACAAACAUGACAGUGAUAUAUAUGACACUCACCAGCAUUCCUGGUUUCACCGGAGUGAUCAUCACAAUAGUUCUGGUUCUCAUGGUGACUUCAUCUAUGGAAUUUAUCCGGAGAAGUUAUUUUGAGGUCUUCUGGUAUACACAUCAUAUUUUUAUCAUUUACUUCAUCGGCUUAGGAAUUCAUGGCAUUGGUGGAAUUGUCCGGGGUCAAACAGAAGAAAGCAUAAAGGAGAAUCAUCCUUAUAGGUGUGCAGAGUUUUUUGAGAAGUGGGAUGAUCAUGAUUUCCAUUGCAAGAGCCCCCAAUUUGAAGGGAACUCCGCUGAGUCUUGGAAGUGGAUCCUUGCACCAGGUGUUCUUUAUUUCUUUGAAAGGAUCCUCCGAUUGUAUCGCUCCCAGCAACAGGUUAUGAUUACCAAGGUUGUCAUGCACCCAUCCAAAGUUUUGGAAUUGCAGAUGAUCAAGCGUGGCUUCAGCAUGGAAGUGGGACAGUAUAUUUUUGUUAACUGCCCCUCAAUCUCCUACCUGGAGUGGCAUCCCUUUACUCUGACCUCUGCUCCAGAGGAAGACUUCUUCUCCAUUCAUGUCCGAGCAGCAGGGGACUGGACAGAAAAUCUCAUAAAGGCUUUUGAACAACAGAACUCACCAAUUCCCAAGAUUGAGGUGGACGGUCCCUUUGGCACUGCCAGUGAGGAUGUUUUUCAGUAUGAAGUGGCUAUGUUGAUUGGAGCAGGAAUUGGGGUCACCCCCUUUGCUUCCAUUUUGAAGUCCAUCUGGUACAAAUUCCAGCAUGCAGACCACAACCUCAAAACACAAACGAUAUAUUUCUACUGGAUCUGCAGGGAGACAGGUGCCUUUGCCUGGUUCAAUGACCUGUUGGCUUCCCUGGAACAGGAGAUGGAGGAAUCAGGCAAAGUUGGGUUUCUCAACUUCCGUCUCUUCCUCACCGGAUGGGACAACAACAUUGCUGGUCAUGCAGCAUUAAACUUUGACAAAGCCACAGACAUCCUGACAGGUCUGAAACACAAAACUUUCUUUGGGAGACCUAUGUGGGAUAAAGAGUUUUCUACAAUAGCUACCAUCCACCCCAAGUCUGUGGUGGGAGUCUUUUUAUGUGGUCCUCAGGCUUUGGAAAAGUGCCUGCGUAAAUGUUGUCACCAAUACUCCAGUCUGGAUCCUAGGAAGACUCAAUUCUAUUUCAACAAAGAAAAUUUCUGACUUAAAGAAAUAAGGACCAUUGUCUGCAUUUAGUCUCUCCUUUGUAUCUUCAACAAUGUACUUGGUCUGGGCAGACAUUUAAGGACCAGAACGUGACUCUCUGGCAUUCUUUUUUUGGUUGGAUUCAGUUUUGUUUUCUGAACUUAAUGACAAGUGCUGGCGAAGAUGUGCA